AUGGAUACAACAUCACCAGUGCUAGAACGAGCACAAACGAAUCCAGAAUCGACUCUGCCAAUACACGUUCCUGCGAGACGACAGUCCUUUCACCGAGCGAGAUCUGCACCCGGCAAUAACCUCGGACCAGUCGUUACAGCACAUUUCAUAGAUGACUAUGGCGCCCAUCACUACAACCCUGAUGAGCACGACGAUAGCGACCAUGACGAGUCCGAGGCGACCCCACCAUCGACCUUGACCGAGAAGCGAAGUCGAUCAGACACCCUCGAUAGACACGGCACGCAGACAAGCGAUGCUACAUCCACCGACCUCGAGCGCGGCCGCACUCAGUCUCAACAACAACUCAGCCGCGAGAAAAGCACUCUCUCCCGCCGAUCUACGAAGGACCCUUUCCUGGUCCGUUUCCAGCCCGACGACCCGGAGAACCCCAAGCUCUGGUCGUUUCGUCGUCGAUGGGGCGCCACCGCCAUUGUCUCAAUCUUCACGUUCAUCUCACCCACGUCCUCUUCAAUGUCCGCUCCCGCGGUAGGCAAGAUUGGUGCAGACUUCGGUGUGACCAACGAAACCACCCUGUCGCUUCUGAUCUCCAUCUUCGUCCUCGCCUACGCCAUCGGCCCGUUAUUCCUGGGUCCUCUGUCCGAGAUCUAUGGCCGCCGUAUUGUUCUACAGCUAUCAAACUUGUUCUUCCUCGCGUUCAACAUCGGCUGCGGCUUCGCCACCUCAUCCGGCCAGCUAAUCGCCUUCCGCUUCCUGUCCGGCCUCGGCGGCUCUGCCCCACUCGCCAUUGGUGGCGGCGUGCUCAGCGACUGCUGGGAUGCCGAGCAUCGUGGGCAAGCCGUAGGUCUGUACUCUUUGAUGCCGCUGCUCGGUCCCGCCGUCGGCCCCGUCGCUGGUGGCUGGAUUGCGCAGAAGACGACCUGGCGAUGGUGCUUCUGGAGCACGUCGAUUCUGACAGUGCUUAUCCAAGUCCUGGGGGUGAUCUACCUCCGCGAAACAUUCGGGCCCGUCAUUCUAGCGAAGCGCGCUGCGAAAUUGCGCAAGGAGACUGGUGAUGAGAGGUGGCAUACUGAGUGGUCUGGCCCGGGCACAGAUCGUACGUUGGGCAAGGUGCUGAGGGUCAGCUUGCAGCGGCCGUUCAGGUUGCUUGCAACGCAGCCAAUCAUUCAGGUGUUGGCCAUCUAUAUGGCGUUCAUCUAUGGAUUGAUGUAUCUCGUGCUCACAACCUUUCCGCAAGUAUGGGAGGGUGUCUAUGGCGAAUCCCCUGGCAUCGGCGGCUUGAACUACCUGAGCCUGGGCAUAGGCUUCUUCGUGGGCGCGCAGACUGUGGCCCGCAUCAAUGAUCGCUUGUACGCAAAAUUGAAAGCGAAGAACCACAACGUUGGCCGACCCGAAUUUCGCGCACCUAUGAUGCUCGCCGGUGCAUUACUUGUCCCUGCUGGGCUCUUCAUCUACGGCUGGAGCGCGCACUACCACACGCACUGGAUUGUGCCGAAUAUCGGGUCAGCGCUCUUCGCCGCGGGCACGAUUGCGAGUUUUCAGUGGUUCGGAUUUCCAUUGUUUGCGAGGCAGAUGUAUGCUGCUUUGGGCUUGGGCUGGGGCAAUAGUUUGUUGGGCUUCGUGGCGAUUGUGUUGGGUGUUCCGGCGCCGUUCGGACUAUGGCGGUUUGGCGAGACGUUGAGGGGGAAGAGCCAGUAUGCGAGGACUGGAGCUAAAUGA
Messenger RNA from Cyphellophora attinorum, 1716 nucleotides. RefSeq names its product putative transporter. Gene Ontology annotation, biological process: transmembrane transport. The record is from RefSeq and is a predicted model, not a curated record. Lineage: Eukaryota; Fungi; Ascomycota; Eurotiomycetes; Chaetothyriales; Cyphellophoraceae. The transcript is spliced from 3 exons. Gene Ontology annotation, cellular component: membrane. Gene Ontology annotation, molecular function: transmembrane transporter activity. The coding region runs from base 1 to 1716 and encodes 571 amino acids.